UGAGAGCGAUUGGUUGCACAACCAAAAUCGAAACAGCAGAAGUGCAUUUCGUCAUGGCAUGGAGGUCACUUUUAAACAUGAUUCUUAACAAUCCACAGUUGAUACAAAAGCUUUCAGAGUCUCCUCCUAUCAGAAAUUCUGCGAGAGUAGUCGCUGGCAUGAUAAAUAAAGCUCGUUUUAAUGCUGAAGAUAAAGUGGAUGAACUAAAGGGGAAGGCAAAAGAUGCAAUGAGUCAAAAUUCAGUGAAACAUGAGGAAACAACAUCAUCAGCAGUACCAGGAUCUUUUUCAGAAACGUUCAUACGAGAACUCAAAGAUGGGUUUAAAGGCUUAUCAGAACAGUUAGAACGAGAACAAGAACUCGAAAAAGAACGACAAGAAAUGGAGGAAAAAUUAAAAAGAGAAAAUCAAAGAAAAUAGUGUCUUGUUUAAGAUGUAUGUAGUACAUGUUUAUUUGUUGAAUGAGUGAUUUGUUAUAAAGUCCAUGUCACCACAUAUACUGUUUGAAAAUGUCUAAGUGUAAAUCUACACUAGUCAGUGUGAAAUAUGAUUAACAUGUCAAUAUAUUUACUGAGUUAUAGAACUGUGUUAAAUCAACACAAGUCAGUGUGAAUACUGAAUCACUGGAUUGUGUUAAAUCAACACAAGUCAGUGUGAAUACUGAAUCACAGGAUUGUGUUUAGCCAACACAAGUCUGUGUAAAUACUGAGGUACAAGGUUGUACUUAGCCAGCGCAAGUCUGUGUGAAUACUGAAUCACAGGAUUGUGUUUAGCCAACACAAGUCUGUAAAUAAGCUAUUUGUGGAUAACAUGGAAUGUGUAAACCAGUAUGAAAGUGUGUAUCUGUUGAGAAGUGUUCAGUGCAUAUGAUAAUUGAAUACUGUUUGAUAGCCGGAUGGGAGAGUUGUACUGUUAAACUCCUAGAAUGUGAUAUUUACAUGACAUACAUGUUCGUGGCAAGGUGUAGUCAUAGUAACAAGUUCUUCUUUCUGCUGUAUUUUUGUUACUGAGAGAAUAACUGUGAACUUCAAUAAGGCAUCAACAAAGCAUGAAUAAUUAGUCAUUUGUGACAAAAGCUACCUUUGAUGUGUUAUCAUCUCCUGACAUUUCAAAAAUAAUUUUUAAAAAUACAUAUUUAUAUUACGACUUGCCAUGUAAUAAAUACCUAGAAAUAUGUCUUUCAUAAUAAACAGUAAGAUUUA
This is a messenger RNA of Ylistrum balloti, 1201 nucleotides long. Its product is annotated as protein NCBP2AS2-like. The record is from RefSeq and is a predicted model, not a curated record. The transcript is spliced from 4 exons. Bases 54 to 419 code for a protein of 121 amino acids. NCBI's taxonomy places the organism in Eukaryota, Metazoa, Mollusca, Bivalvia, Pectinida, Pectinidae.